This is a messenger RNA of Nannizzia gypsea CBS 118893, 723 nucleotides long. RefSeq lists its product as hypothetical. The record is from RefSeq and is a predicted model, not a curated record. The coding region runs from base 1 to 723 and encodes 240 amino acids. NCBI's taxonomy places the organism in Eukaryota, Fungi, Ascomycota, Eurotiomycetes, Onygenales, Arthrodermataceae. Gene Ontology annotation, cellular component: endoplasmic reticulum; endoplasmic reticulum membrane. Gene Ontology annotation, biological process: 'de novo' protein folding. The transcript has 4 exons.
AUGAACUUGCUGCUGCUGCUUCCUCUCAGCCUGCUGCCGGCUGUCAUGGCAGAGCUCGACCCCCGACUCGUAGGCACCUGGACAACCAAGUCGCGGAAGGUCGUAACUGGCCCGGGCUUCUACGACCCGGUCAAGGACAGGCUGAUCGAGCCAUCGCAUACCGGCAUCUCCUACUCCUUCACCGAAGACGGCUACUUCGAGGAAGCCCACUACCGCGCCAUUGCAAACCCACGAAACCCGGAUUGUCCAAGCGGGAUGAUGCUGUUCCAGCAUGGGACUUACGACGUCAAGCCUAACGGGACGCUGGUCUUGAACGCCUAUGCCUUUGAGGACGACGGCCGUCAGUUGAUAUCAGACCCAUGCAAGGGAAAACGAGCAAGCUACUACAGAUACAACCAGAACGAGACAUUCAAGAGAUAUGAAGUCAUGCUUGAUGAAUUCCACAACAUACAGCGGCUCAACCUGUACACACACGACGGCUCGCCCAUGAACCGCAUGUUCCUCAUCUACAAGCCGCCCCAGAUGCUGCCGACCAAGCAUCUCAACCCCGUCGUCAAAGUCCCCCAACGACGAAAACGAGGCCUUCUAGAAAGCCAAUUCGACGCUUCACUCAACAAGAAUUCCAUGCUCUCACAGCUACCCAUGACCGCCAAUGCUGACCGCUGGUGGUGGGUGGGCGUCCUCAUGACCUCCAUCGGCGGGAUUGCGCUCAUCUACACCUAG